GUGCCUUCCGCUGAGCACGCUGCGCCCUCCCGGCAUUUUUUCUUGGUUUGGGAACUGGCACCGUCAGAGGAGAGAAGCUGCAUUUUGAAAUGGGAUUUGGAGUUAUCCUAAUGGAAGCAAAAUACGUGAAGGAAAAAUAGUUCCCUUUUUACCAGGAUAUUACACCUGACUACUUGUUGCAAAUGGUUUUCCUACCUAAGAAAACUUGUGACGGAAAUGAAAAAAUACCUUUUCUUAAAAGACUUAUUGUUUGUAAAUAUGCUUCGUCUAAGAGCUGUUUGUCCAUUCGCCUGGAGAGUGUUUCAGUUUCAAUCCUGCAGUUGUAAACCACUAAUUAGCGAGAUGAUUAAGUGUACAGAUGAAGAGCAAAUCUUUGGUCUUAUUCGAAACAACAAAGCCAUGCUUUCAGAAAAGCAAGUGGAAUGUGCAUUUAAUGUACUUUGUCAGUUUCAAAAGCAGAAGACCAGCUUUUUAAAAAAUGUUGAGUGUAUCAGAGAUCAUCCCCAGUUUCUUACUCUUCAUAAUUUAGCUACCAAUCAAAUGGAAUGCAUGAAUGAUGAUACCCUGGUGAAUGUGUUGUACCUCACGCAACAGUGUGCUACUGAGGCCCAGAACCCACUGGCUGAAGCCCUAUUUCCAGAAGCAUGGAGAAGACUGGAAAGGUUUGAUAUUAAUGUGCUAUCAAAAUUUUCCCUUUGCCUAGCAAAUCAACAUUUAUAUUUCAGUCCAUUAAUGGGAAAAAUAGCUGAUAUUGUACAUAGGAAAUUGGAAACCACAGAGGACUUAAGGUCCUUGUCUAUACUGAUGGUCAACAUAUCUUCUUUAAUAUCACAACGUUUUCAAGACCAAUUAGUGAAGAAAACAGAACAUCUUUUUGAUGCCAUAGAUUCUUCCCAGGUCAACGUUGCAAGAAGAAUAGUACAAUUUCUUCGAAAUAUUAAAUAUAGUUAUUACCCACUAUUAGAAAGGUGUAAUACGGUGUUUUUAAGCAAUAUGAAUGACCUUGAUUUGGAUUCCAUCAGUAAAAUACUUAGUCUAUACUACUCUCUACAGUUUCAUAGUUUUGAAUUUAUCAAAAUGGCUAAAAAGAGGCUAACUGAAAUGAUUCCUCUGUCCGAUCACCCUGAUAGCUUUGUAAAACUGUUUGUAGCAUUGGGACCCAUGGCAGGACCUGAAGAAAAGAAACAACUUAAAUCAACUAUAUUAUUGAUGUCAGAGGAGCUAACCAGUCAGCAAGCCUUGGCAGUGGUGGGAACAAUGGAAGAGAUGGCAAGCAGAAAUUCACAUCUGAAUAAAAAGAUUGCUUCAAUUCUGCAUAAACAUUUGGAUAACUAUAAACCAGUAGAGUUAUUGAAGAUAACUCGAGCACUGGUUUUUCUCCAUUUUCAAAGUAAAGAGCUGUUUGUGAAACUCAGAGAAUUACUGCGUAGGCAUUUGGAAAUGAGUGUUACUGCUAGUGAGAUUUCUGUCCUGGUCUCUGCCCUUUCUCUUCUUCCAUCUCCUCACCUAGAUGAGGUGGGAAUAUCUCGAAUUGAAGCAGUUUUACCACAGUGUGACCUAACUGACCUGAAUGGUUUCGCCACAUCUGUUCUAAGAUGGAUUCAUUAUGAUCGCACAUAUCUGGAGAAUACUACUGGGAAACAGCUGAAACUACUUCAAAAACUAGAUCACUAUGGACUUCAGAGACUACAAAAAUGCACCAAUUUGAAUCUGUUAUGGAAAGAACUUAAAUCUUUAAAAGGAGACUGGUUUGCUGAGUCACUUCUUGAAGAAGCAGUUGCUGCUUUACAUCGUUUGAUGGAUGAAAUUAAUUACAAAAAUGUUGCUGAGAUUGCAUCUUUUAUAUCGAAAACUAACUACCUCAGUACUUUGCUACUUGAUAGGAUUGCUUCAGUGGUCCGUCAGCAGAUUGAAAAGAUCCACCCUUUUGCGAUCCUUGCUAUUAUUCUUCCAUUUAGCAUCUUGAACUAUGAUCCACCUCAAAGUGAUGAAUUUUUUGGAAUUUGCAUUCAACAUCUGAAUUCUCACUUAAGUGUAAUGGAUCCUCUCGUGUUAGUGUUUCUUGGUUACUCUUUGGCCAUACUUGAAUAUUUUCCAGAAGAUCUGCUGCAGACUAUUUUUAAUAUCAAAUUCUUAGCCAAACUGGAUUCUCAACUUCAACUUUUGUGUUCAUCUCUAAAUAUGAGGGUCCAGUUACGUCUUAUGGAAUUAAAUAGAGCAGUCUGCUUGGAGUGCCCUGAAUAUCAGAUUCCAUGGUUCCAUGACCGUUUCUGCCAACAACAGUAUAAUAAAGAUAUUGGCAGCAUGAAUGGAGCACAACAGCAGAUUUAUAAAAUGUUAGUGGAGGUGUUAGGAGGAACCAAUUGUGUAAAAGCCUCGGUUCUUACACCUUAUUACCACAAAAUAGAUUUUGAGUGUAUCUUGGAUAAAAGAAAAAAACCUCUUCCAUAUGGAAGCAAUAAUAUAACUUUGGGAAAAUUACCAGAAAUGCACUGGGAGUCAAAUACCCAAAUAACUGGAUCAAGACUGCCACCAGGAGCUGAAAGGAUUGCUUUGGAAUUUUUGGAUUCAAGAGCUGUUUGUAGAAAUGUCCCUUACUUAAAGGGAAAAUCUGCUAUGAAAAAACGACAUUUGGAAAUUUUGGGGUAUCGUGUAAUUCAGAUCCCGCAUUUUGAAUGGAGCUCUAUGGUGUUGUCAACAAAGGAAGCUCGGAUGGACUACCUGAGAGAAUGCAUAUUUGGAGAAGGCAAAUCAUGACUGUAGCUUGUAUUUAAAAUUAGUGAUGCUGGGGGGCACCUGGGUGGCUUAGUCAGUUAAGCGUCCGACUGUCGCUUAGGUCAUGA
This is a messenger RNA of Hyaena hyaena (striped hyena), 2843 nucleotides long. It is a transcript of the gene FASTKD1, whose product is annotated as FAST kinase domains 1. Gene Ontology annotation, molecular function: RNA binding. Bases 217 to 2757 code for a protein of 846 amino acids. Lineage: Eukaryota; Metazoa; Chordata; Mammalia; Carnivora; Hyaenidae. The transcript is spliced from 15 exons. The record is from RefSeq and is a predicted model, not a curated record. Gene Ontology annotation, cellular component: ribonucleoprotein granule; mitochondrial matrix. Gene Ontology annotation, biological process: mitochondrial RNA processing; regulation of mitochondrial mRNA stability.